AGCCAUUUCCUAUCGUUUCAGUUUCUACUGAACACAUUCUUCAAUACACAGGGUUUGACUUUUCAACAAGGAGAAACAGAAAUACGUAAAGAAUUAAAUUCGAAAAUGAUUGGAGUCUCGGGAACUUUCAAGGUGCUGGCGGCCAUAUCGGGUAUACUCUUCAUGGGCUAUUGCGUAUAUUUCGACAAACAGCGUCGGAGUGAUCCAGAUUUCAAGAGGAAGUUGCACGAGCGCAGGAUUCAACGCUCAUUGGCAUCCGUGAAGUCCACGGCAUCGGUUUCCAUGAGCGAGCGGGACGUCGAAGUGUACUUCAUGACCCAGAUACACAAGGGCGAGACCCUGAUCACAAACGGCGAUGUUGAGGCCGGCGUGGAGCAUCUAAUCAACGCGAUACUCGUCUGCGGCCAGCCGUCAAAACUGUUGCAGUUGCUCCAGAGCACCUUGCCCAUGGAUAUUUUCACCACAAUGCUGAUCAAGAUGCACGCCUACGAGGCCUCGCAGCGCUGUUUGCCUGUUUUAGUGGAUGAUGAGGCUACCAGUAGCCUUUGAAAUACUCCAAAAUUGAUGGUCUCUGUUUUUUCUCGAACAAAACGAUAACUUUUUUGAGAGCUGCGUCUCAAGUAGCUAAAUACAUUUCUUUGGUUCACGUAUCUCGGGCAAAUACAUACAAUGUAUACUCGU
Messenger RNA from Drosophila melanogaster (fruit fly), 681 nucleotides. It is a transcript of the gene tomboy20, whose product is annotated as tomboy20. Gene Ontology annotation, biological process: protein targeting; intracellular protein transport; protein import into mitochondrial matrix. NCBI's taxonomy places the organism in Eukaryota, Metazoa, Arthropoda, Insecta, Diptera, Drosophilidae. The coding region runs from base 106 to 549 and encodes 147 amino acids. Gene Ontology annotation, cellular component: mitochondrial outer membrane; mitochondrial outer membrane translocase complex. The record is from RefSeq and is marked reviewed. The transcript has a single exon.